Larimichthys crocea (large yellow croaker) is the source of this 1195-nucleotide messenger RNA. RefSeq lists its product as hypothetical. The record is from RefSeq and is a predicted model, not a curated record. The coding region runs from base 47 to 745 and encodes 232 amino acids. The transcript is spliced from 2 exons. Lineage: Eukaryota; Metazoa; Chordata; Actinopteri; Sciaenidae.
UAAAAAACAACAACAACUCUGCUUGGAAUUGUAAUGGUUUAACGAAAUGGAGGUGAUCGAGACGAUUGUGAUUCAAAGCGCUGACGUGGACGGGAAGGAGACGGUCGUGUCCGGUGUGGACGCCGAUAAAAGCAAAGCAGAGUUUAUAUGGACACUGCAGGCUACAUGGCACCUCGUCAACGUCCGGCUUGAAAUGGAUCAGGCUUUCGACCAGCCAGUAUGCAAGAAGAAGAAACUUUGGGAGAUGGUGGCGGAGAAAGUGAACGCCAAGCUGAGGGAGUCAGAGGUCACUGAUGUCACCGUGAAGGCAUACGAGUGUGACCUCAAGUGGAGGAACAUGCUGGCCACUUACAGGAAGAACAGUGAGAGGGCGAAGAGGCUCGGGGCGGCCAGUGUCCACUGGGAGUUCUUCAAGGCCAUGCACGAGGUCCUGGGUAAGAGCAGAGAGGAGAUCGAAGCCCAGCGAAGGGCUAAGCUCAGCGGGACGAGAGUGGGCAAAGCCAUAGCCAGCAAGAAGUUUACCCCUAUCCUCCCUACACCUCCUGCUACAGCUGCUCCCUGCUCCGCCCGGCCUCCACAGGACGUCCUACAGCUGUACAUGGAGCUGCAAGAGAGGAAGAUGAACAUGUGGGCCCAGCAGAAAGCUCUGGAGGAGAGGAAGAUAGAGGCCAUUAACAACCUGGCCCAGGCCAUCUCUAGCCUGGCUCAGAAGAACAGCACAGUGAUACCAAAAGAUGGACAUUAGGUCAGGAGAGGCUUCUUACCAAAAACUUUUAUCAUGCUGCAGGAGGAGUGUUUGAGUUUGUCAUAUAUGUUUUUAGAUUUGGUCAGUUUGGCACACGGUUAGAGUUUUAAGAACAGUUUGAAUUCUGUAGAGGUGCCAGCUUUUGUUUGUACUAUAAGCAGACUUCACACGCCUGUCCCAAUGUAUCUAAUCAUCUAUUAUUUUUAUAUCUAAAUAGAAGAGUGAAUUAUGAUUGGCUGAUGUGGGAGUGUAAGAAAACAAAAAAAAAAAGACUCAUAAAUAAGAUUAAUACAGACAUCCUCCCUACCAAUUAUUAAUAUCAACAGCCUAUGCAAGAGUAUUAUUUUUUUACAAGCUGAUGAUUAUGAUCAUUUGUCAAGAGAAGUCACAGAAAGACUAAAACUUCAUAUUUUUCAGUAAAAACAAACACAUUUAUACCAAUAAUUAUUA